Messenger RNA from Mercenaria mercenaria, 621 nucleotides. RefSeq names its product sericin-1-like. Bases 1 to 621 code for a protein of 206 amino acids. The transcript has a single exon. NCBI's taxonomy places the organism in Eukaryota, Metazoa, Mollusca, Bivalvia, Venerida, Veneridae. The record is from RefSeq and is a predicted model, not a curated record.
AUGAGUGCAUCAACCGCUUCUGCUCCAAGUAGUUCAUCGGUUGUUAUGUCAACUACCACUGACAUAACAACAACAAAUGCGGCGACAACAAGUGACUCGUCUACGUCACAAGGAACAACAUCAACAGUACAUACCGUAACAUCCACAGGCACGAAUAUUCAAAGCCAAAGUACUGUUAGUCAAUCGUCGACCUCCAGUGGUGGUCAAACAAUAACUUCUACUGGUGGGCAAACAUCAGUUUCUAGCAGUGGUCAAACAUCAACUCCUAGUGGUGGGCAAACAUCAGUUUCUAGUGGUGGUCAAACAUCUGUUUCAAGUGGUGGCCAAACAUCUACUUCUAGUAAUAGUCCAUCGUCAACUUUUAGCAAUAGUCCGUCUUCAGCAUCUAGUGGUGGCCCUUCCAGCACAAUGACAUCUACAAUUCCAUCCACCUCUGGCAGCGCAGCUACUUCAGGUUCUUCGUCUUCGGCUGGUUCUGGUAGUACAGGUUCUACAGUCAGUAUACCGGGGUCGUCUCCUACAGGACAAACCAGCAGUUCCGUGUCUAGCAGUACUGAGAGUCCGUCUACAACAACAACAACAACAACAAUACAAACAAGUAAGGAUGUAUUCCAAUUGUAA